AUGGAAAUGGUUGUGAGGUUCUUAGGCGAUAGAAGCAAUUAUGCUGCUUCUCCUCCUUCUAGCGCAAAUUGUUUCUGCAAGGAUCCGACAACCCGGUCCAAAGCACGAUUCAGAACUCUUCCUGGUAAUCUUGUUGUUGGGAUUAUACUUAAAGAAAUGGGAUUAUUGAAGAAUCUUACUGUGUUGGAUCUUGGAGCGAAUCAGUUAUUCAGGCCGAUUUCUCGUGAGAUAGGAAAUUUGAGUAUCGUUAAGAAUAUUAAUCUACUGUCAAAUGGAUCGACUGGAAUGCUAUAUCAUGAGCUUGGCCACUUGAAGUCUCUUCAGGAGCUUCCCUUGGACAGAAAUAAGCUCCUUGGAACUGUGCCUGGUGCUGCCACUGCAGAUUACAAACCCAACAUGCACGGAAUGUAUGCAACCGAUGGGAAUGCUACAGGUCUUUGUCACUUGUCUCAGCUACAAGUUGCUGAACUCUCAUAUAACUUUUUUGGUGGAAACAUCCUGAAAUGCUUGCCACAUCUGCCAAGCGCAAGCUUUCAGGGUAACUGUCUUGAGGGCAGGGGUUUGAAGCAGCACUCGGAUGCACAAUGUGGAUCUUCUAUAUCUGCCAAAUCUCAUUCAAAUUCCAAUGCCAACGCAACGCAUAUAAAGAAAUCAACAUCAUCUCUGAUAACUACUUACUAUAAAUCAUCUAUAAUCAUCCCUUGGAAGAAAUCUGGAAGUGAUAAAGAACGCUUGGCGGUAUAUACUGAUUCUGAGUUGUUGAAAGAUAUACAAAGAUUCAACAGACAAGACCUUGAAGUAGCAUGCAAUAUCAUUGGAUCUUCCUCUGAUAGUAUGAUUUACAAAGGCACUACGAAAGGUGGAUCUGAGAUUGCAGUGAUAUCCUUCUGCGUCAAAGAAGAGCAGUGGACUGGCUAUCAUGAGCUUUAUUUCCAGAGAAAGGUGGCAGAUUUAGCAAGAUUAAAUCAUGAGAAUGCUGCUAAGCUUCUGGGUUAUUGCCGAGAGACUCCUCCUUUCACACGGAUGCUUGUUUUUGAAUAUGCGUGUAAUGGAACUCUGUAUGAACACCUGCAUUCCAUGUUUGCGGAUGGAGAGGGCUGCCAGCUGUCCUGGACUCGGCGUAUGAAAAUCAUAAAAGGCAUCGCCCGUGGAUUGAGAUAUCUUCAUACAGAACUUCACCCUCCAUUCACUAGUGCUGUAUAUCUUACUGAAGAUUUUUCACCCGAGCUGGUUGAUUUUGAAAGCUGGAAUACUAUCAUUGCAAGAUCAGAGAAAAAUUCUUCUGCCAUAGAUAGUAAUGGUGCUAUCUGUGUUCUGCCACAUUCAAUUGAGGCACAUCAUUUAGACAUAAGGGGUAACGUUUAUGCAUUUGGAGUACUCCUGCUCGAGAUAGUCAGUGGCAGACCUCCCUUCUUCAAAGACACAGGAAGCUUGGUAGAUUGGGCUAGGGAAUAUCUUGAAGUGCCUGAAGUAAUGCCCUAUACUGUAGAGAAACAAUUGAAGCAUUCUGAAUAUGAGGACCUCAAAGCGGUUUGUGAGGCAGCAAGACUUUGCCUGAAUCCUGAUCCUGUCAAGCGACCAUGGACAUGUUACGUCCUGUGCACUUUGCUGGAGAGCUGGAUUGAUCUCUUUAUGUCAGCUGAGCUCAGAUCAUCUUCUUUGACAUGGGGACUGUGGGCAGAACUAGCUCUCUUGACAUGUUACAGUUCAAAUUAAUAUACUGACAAACACAUUCUGUAUAGCUAGCUUAAAAGAUGUUAUGAUGAUACCUCUCUGGAUUUUUUCAUUCUUGAAGAUCAUGUAAAGCUGUUUUCGGCUUCUGGCUUAGGAAAAUAUAUACUACUUAUGGAUAGGAAAACUUUGUGGGAUGCCAUAGGUGCUCCUGCCUAGAAUGUACUGAGUAUCUUACUAGUAGAUUGAUAU
Molecule: messenger RNA, 1923 nt
Organism: Chenopodium quinoa (quinoa)
Lineage: Eukaryota; Viridiplantae; Streptophyta; Magnoliopsida; Caryophyllales; Amaranthaceae
Product: probable LRR receptor-like serine/threonine-protein kinase At1g63430
Exons: 12
Coding region: 1-1716 (571 amino acids)
Biological process (GO): protein phosphorylation
Molecular function (GO): protein kinase activity; ATP binding
Source: RefSeq, a predicted model, not a curated record